Molecule: messenger RNA, 684 nt
Organism: Leptonychotes weddellii (Weddell seal)
Lineage: Eukaryota; Metazoa; Chordata; Mammalia; Carnivora; Phocidae
Source: RefSeq, a predicted model, not a curated record
CCGGACGUCCCCCGCAUGCGCACUCUCCUCUCGGCCAGGCUGCUUGGCCCGGAAGACCGGCGGAUUCAGAAGGACGCAGGGCGGGAGUCACAGCGCAUGCGCGCUCUUCGCUCGGCUCUGCUGCGUCGCCUGGACUGGGGCGCAUGCGCGCGCAUGCGCGACGGGCCGAGGGCGCGCGUUGCCAGGUGUCGGGGCGGGUGGCGGCGGGCGAUGGGACGGCCGGCGCUUCUGCUGCUUGCGCUGUGCGCAGCCGGCGCCCGGGGACUCUACUUCCACAUCGGCGAGACCGAGAAGCGGUGCUUCAUCGAGGAGAUCCCCGACGAGACCAUGGUCAUCGGGAACUACCGCACCCAGAUGUGGGACAAGCAGAAGGAGGUCUUCCUGCCUUCGACCCCCGGCCUGGGCAUGCAUGUGGAGGUGAAGGACCCGGAAGGCAAGGUGGUGCUGUCCCGGCAGUACGGCUCCGACGGCCGCUUCACCUUCACCUCCCACACGCCCGGUGACCAUCAGAUCUGCCUGCACUCCAACUCCACCAGGAUGGCUCUCUUUGCUGGCGGCAGACUGCGCGUGCACCUGGACAUCCAGGUUGGGGAGCAUGCCAACAACUACCCCGAGAUUGCUGCCAAGGACAAACUGACCGAGCUCCAGCUCCGAGCCCGCCAGCUGCUUGAUCAGGUGGAACAG